Parastagonospora nodorum SN15 is the source of this 1140-nucleotide messenger RNA. RefSeq lists its product as hypothetical. Lineage: Eukaryota; Fungi; Ascomycota; Dothideomycetes; Pleosporales; Phaeosphaeriaceae. Gene Ontology annotation, molecular function: O-methyltransferase activity. The record is from RefSeq and is a predicted model, not a curated record. The coding region runs from base 1 to 1140 and encodes 379 amino acids. The transcript has 5 exons.
AUGAAGGAGCAUACUAGUAUUGUUAACGUUCUCAACGAGAUCUCGCUCAGCUCCCUCAAAGAUGAGAGCCAGAGGUCCAAGGCUCUUCUAGCAGCCUACGCUUUGGUGGCUCGACUGGAGACACCAUGGGAGACUACAGCUCGCCUCUGCAUGGGUCAGCCAGCUUUAGGAGCGACACUGAAAGUGUGUAUGGACCUCCAAUUAUUCGAGAGAUGGCACGAUGUAGGGGACAAAUCCAUGAGUUCGACAGAAUUGGCAGAGCUCGUACAAUGCGAAGCUGCUCUGUUAGAACGCUUCGUCCGUCACCUAGCUUCGAGCAACAUGCUCAAUGAAACAUCCAUCGGUAUUUUUGACCCGACCCCAUUUACCAAGUCGCUCCUGGACCCAGUGUUUGGAGAGUGGAUUCAUCACCUGCGACAAAUAGAGUAUCUUGCUCAAAACCAAUACAAGGUGCCCUUGGAUCCAGCAAAUGGCGUCUUCCAGUAUACCAAAAGCUGUAAAGGCGACAUGUUCGAUUACUACGCGUCUCACCCACGCGAGGGCGAGUCCUUCAAUCAUAUCAUGGGUGGGGUCAUGGCGAGACAAGCAGGCUGGCUGGAGAUAUACCCCCACGAGCGUGUACUGGAAACAGCCCUUGCAGAUGGCCCCUUGGUAGUCGAUGUGGGCGGGAACAUUGGCCACGAUAUGGAAAGGUUCCGUGCAGCGCAUCCCGAAAUCGCUAGUCGUCUGUAUCUCCAGGAUCGCCCUGAAGUUGUGAGACUGUCUAAAUGUCCAGACCCGGUCCACAAGAUGCCAUAUGACUUCUUUACACCGCAACCAGUAAAGGGUGCGCGUACCUACUACAUGCAUGGCGUACUGCACGACUGGUCCGACGCGCCCGCGGGCAAGAUCUUAGCGAUGCAGCGAGAUGCCCUUACGCCGGGUUAUAGCAGCCUUCUCAUACACGAUCAUAUCGCUCCUCGAGCACAGGCACACCCUCACUCAACGGCGUAUGAUCUCACAAUGAUGGUGAUGGUGGCGGGGACGGAGCGUACAGAAAGUGACUGGGAAAAGUUGUUGCAGUCCGAGGGGUACAAGAUAGUCAAGAUCUGGACCUCACCACUGGCUGUCCAGAGCAUCAUUGAGGCAGAAUUGGCUUAG